CUGUGGCAUCCGUCACUAUUCUGCAAGUCGCACGAACAAAGGCGUCCAACAAACAACAGACAAGAAGCACCACCACCACCACACCAUGGAGAGGAGGAUUCAGAAGGAGACGCAGAAGCUGAAGAGCAUCGACUCCAGCAAUGGCGUCACUGUGAAUGUCGACGCAAACAACUACAGAUACUUCCACAUUGACAUGAAGGGCCCAAGUGGGUCCCCUUAUGAGGGAGGAAGCUUCAAGCUGGAGUUGUUUCUGCCACAGGAGUACCCCAUGUCCCCUCCCAAGGUCCGCUUCUUGACCCGUAUCUACCAUCCAAACAUUGACAAGGUCGGCCGCAUCUGCCUCGACGUCCUCAAAGACAAGUGGAGCCCUGCAUUGCAGAUUCGCACCGUCGUCCUCUCCAUCCUGGCGCUACUUGGAUCGCCGGAGCCGGACGACCCGCUCGACGCCGCGAUCGCCAAGAUGUGGAAGGAGAACCACGCCCAGGCCGUCGCAACAGCUAAGGAAUGGACGAGGCAGUUCGCCAUGUGAUGCAAGCACUAAUCGGACAACCCAUCCUUAACCCCCACCUCGCUUCGCGGACACAGCCACCUGCACUCGAUUCCCGUGUCCUCCCCUCCUUCCUCGUUCACUCAUUUCUCCAUUUCUUUUGCAGCCGUGGCCUGUGUUUGUGUUGCCUGCCCUCUUUGUCGCAUCAAGUGUUAUCUCCUGCCUGCCCGUACAACGCCCAUGAUUGACUGUCACCUGCUUGCCACUUGUUGUGUGUGAAGUUGUUGUUGCUGUUUGCUAGUUGCUGGUGCUCCCAUUGCUCUUCCCCUUUCUGACUUCAAACCGAUUCACCUACACCUGCGUUUGCACGCCUGUGCGUAUAUGUGCUGUUCCCGUGUCAGUGUGCGUAUUCUUGUCGCUGUGUUUUUUUUUUUUUUUUGUCUUGCCUGCACGAAACAUGUGCUUCGAAAUACACUCUCGCUUGUCAUUGAGCCGUUUACUCAGUGGCGUUGUGCUGCC
Molecule: messenger RNA, 1006 nt
Organism: Salpingoeca rosetta
Lineage: Eukaryota; Choanoflagellata; Craspedida; Salpingoecidae
Product: ubiquitin carrier protein
Exons: 7
Coding region: 86-529 (147 amino acids)
Biological process (GO): protein K63-linked ubiquitination; DNA damage tolerance
Cellular component (GO): nucleus
Molecular function (GO): ubiquitin conjugating enzyme activity
Source: RefSeq, a predicted model, not a curated record